AUGUCCACUCCAGUUGAUAACUCUUUGACCAGUCUCAAGGCAUCCACUGCCCAGAUCAUGGCCAUCAUCAGCGGUGCCCAGCAGAUUUCCCCAGGUAACAGCCACUUUUCUCUGAUAACACAGGCUCAAGUGAUCAAGGACUAUCAGACUGGACCCCUGCCUGGCAUUGUGCUUUCAUGCUCCAAGGAGCUAUUGUGUGUCUGGGACAUGACUCCCCAGGUCUGGCCCAACUGGCACAACAUCAGGUAUGAUGAUCCCUGUCUCUUGAAGCACAUCUGGUGCCCCAAGCUCCUUGCUUGGGAGGCCUUAGGUGACCAUACCUUUGAUCUCCCAGUUGCUGCUCCCCCCUCCACAGGUCUGAUUCCAGUGGACCUUCCCUCCCCACCCAUCCACACCAGCAAUGUUGCCAGUCCCUCCACCAGCACCACUACCAAGUUCCAGGACAAGGGGAAAGGUAAGGCCAUCAAUGCUGACCUGGAGCCCAAGGUGGAAGGGAGUUGGAAGAGGAAGUCUCCCAUGAUUUUGAGACUCUCCUCCCAACCACUGAAGUCUGCGAUGAAGACUUGCAAGCAUGUGAAGUCAUCUCACUGGGUGACAUCCAAGCCCCUAGUGGACUCAGAAGAUGAGGAAGACAUGAGUAUUCAGCCAUUUUCAGGUGGAGUGCUGGACAUUGUCCUUCCCCAGCUCUCCAAUUUGCCUAGAUCACCCUGGGUUCUGACCAAAAAGCCCUUUGGCCCUGCUACAGCAAGUCACAUUUAUGUGUCCAGGACUCAGGUGAUUGCCAGCAGUCACCUGGCAGUCAUCAAGCCCUCCCAACUCCUAAAAGCCCAGUGGAGGCACCUCCAAUCAUUGAUGGAGGUGAUAUUCUCAUUCCUGGACCAAGAACAACCCAUGCCAGGUUUGCACCAAGCUAAAGUGGGACUGUGCAACUCAGUUGGACAAGAGGACUGGGAAUCUGUGUAUAUCAUGCGUCUGCUGCACAACAAAGAAGGUCAAGUGCAUCCCCACAACUAUGGGUACCCUGCUGAAAUGUGUUCAUGGUUCCUCUACCACCUGGAACACAAGGUCCAGGAUGCCCUCCAAGGCUCCCUCCAAAGCUCCCCCUGCCUCCCAAUCCAAGGCCUGGACUUGCACACUUCCGUCUUCAAGUUCAGCAGUGCCUGCUCCAGCACCUGGUCUGGCAGUCCCUGCUGCAGCACUUAA
Molecule: messenger RNA, 1203 nt
Organism: Suillus subaureus
Lineage: Eukaryota; Fungi; Basidiomycota; Agaricomycetes; Boletales; Suillaceae
Exons: 6
Coding region: 1-1203 (400 amino acids)
Source: RefSeq, a predicted model, not a curated record